AUGACAGAUGAAGGACAGAAAUUGGAUGACUAUGAGGAAUGGAUUUGUGAUGUUCUAUGGUUCCUAGGACAUCAUAAGAUUGGUUUAUUUGGGCUCCUUGAGACUAAAAUAAAGGCUGCUAAGUUUGGUACAGUCUUUGCAAAGUUUGGUAAUGAUUGGUCAGUCACUUCUAACCACUCUCAGCAUAAGGGGGGUAGAAUUUGUGUGAUCUGGAGGCCUUCAGUUUUCUAUGUAGUAGUUGAGGUUGUUGACAGUCAGUUUAUUCAUUUGUCAAUCCUGCAUAAAUCCUCAGGGAAACAGUUCCACUACACUGUGAUCUAUGGUUUCAAUGAGGCUAGUAGAAGAGAUGACCUAUGGGAUAAGUUGGUUGUGUUAGGUAGGGGAAUAAAGGGAGCUUGGAUUGUAGGUGGGGAUUUCAAUAAUGUGCUGAACUUGGAUGAUAGAAUUGGUUCCAGCGUAACUUUGUCUGAAGUUGAGAAAUUCAGAGUUGUUGGGAAUGAUUUCUGGAUUAAUAAUUUUCAGAAUAGCAAAGUUGAUUUUUUACCUGAAGGCUUAAUGGAUCACUGUCCAUGUGUGAUCAACUUUCUUGAUCAAGUUGAUUGUGCUGAUUUUAGUAGGAUUGUGAGGGAUUCCUGGCAACAGCCAAGACAAGGAACAACUAUGUUUCGAGUUGUGCAGAAACUGAAGGAUGUUAAGAAGGAGCUCAAAGUUUUAAACUAUCAACUCUUUCCUACUGUUGAAGAUGAUGAUACUAAGGCUGCUCUAGGUUUACAGGAGAUCCAAAUCAAGCUUAAUGCAGAUCCUCAAAAUGAAGCUUUGAUUUCUCAGGAAGCUGAAGCUAGGAUACAGUUCAAUUUAGCUCACAAUAAAAAACUUAAGUUCCUGAGACAGAAGGCAAAAGCUCUGUGGCUUAAGGAGGGGGAUAUGAAUUCAGCAUAUUUUCAUGCUUGCAUAAGAAAACGAAGAGUACAGAAUAGUAUUUUUAGCAUUCAGAAAAAUUCAGGAGAGGUUGUUUAG
Messenger RNA from Chenopodium quinoa (quinoa), 1017 nucleotides. RefSeq lists its product as uncharacterized. The coding region runs from base 1 to 1017 and encodes 338 amino acids. The transcript has 4 exons. The record is from RefSeq and is a predicted model, not a curated record. Gene Ontology annotation, molecular function: catalytic activity. Lineage: Eukaryota; Viridiplantae; Streptophyta; Magnoliopsida; Caryophyllales; Amaranthaceae.